Molecule: messenger RNA, 7965 nt
Organism: Oryzias melastigma (Indian medaka)
Lineage: Eukaryota; Metazoa; Chordata; Actinopteri; Beloniformes; Adrianichthyidae
Gene: zbtb37
Product: zinc finger and BTB domain containing 37
Exons: 4
Coding region: 1926-3473 (515 amino acids)
Biological process (GO): regulation of transcription by RNA polymerase II
Molecular function (GO): DNA-binding transcription factor activity, RNA polymerase II-specific; protein binding; RNA polymerase II cis-regulatory region sequence-specific DNA binding
Source: RefSeq, a predicted model, not a curated record
CUGACUGAACAUGGCAAAAAGGGAACAACAACUCAAGUAGACCUGUGAUGAAAAACUGAAAAUCAUUAAUCUCAAAUACUUUUGUCAGCACUUUGUCUUUUUUUUCAGCAAUUGGUAAAUACCAGUUACUAUCUCGUAUGCACCAUUUACUAUUUGGUACGCACUAGUUACUAUCUUGUGCGGAUCAAUUAGUAAUUGGUGCGCACCAGAUAUCUUGUGCGCACUAGUAACUAUCUUGUGCACACUAGUAACUUGAGUGAACCAGUAACUGUCUCAUGCAGACCAAUUAGUAAUUGGUGGGCACUAGUAACUAUCUUGUGUGCACUAGUAACUUGUAUGGACCAGUAACUAUAUCACGCAGACCAAUUAGUAAAUGGUGCUUGACCGUUACUGCACCAGUUUCUAUCUGGUGCACUCCAGUUAUUAUCUGGUGUGGACGAGUUAGUACCAGGUGUGCACCAGUUAUUAUCUCAUGCACACCAAUAACUAUGUUGUGUGGACCAGUAACUGUCUCAUGCAGACCAGUCAGUAACUGGUGGGCACCACUUACUGACUCGUGUGUAUCAAUUAGCAACUGGUGCCCAGUAGUUACUACACCAAUUUCUACCUAGUGGGCGACAGUCACUAUCUUGUGUGCACCAGUUACUAUGUGGUGUGCGCAAGUUACCAUCACACUAGUAACUAUCGUGUGUAGACCAUAAACUAUCUCAUGCAGAUCAAUUAUUAACUGGUCCCUAAUGGUUACUACACCAGUUUCUAUCUGGUGCGCUCCAGUUACUAUCUGGUGUGGACCAAUUAGAAACAGGUGUGCACCAGUUAUUAUCUUGUUAGAACCAAUAACUAUGUUGUGCGGACCAGUAACUAUCUUAUGCGGACCAGUUAGUAGCUGGUUUGCACAAGAUAGUGUCUCGAGCAGACCAAUUAGUAACUGGUGCGCACCAGUUUCUAUCUCGUGGACACAAGAUAGUAAAUGGUGGACACAAGAUACUAUCUGAUGCGCACAGCCUCUUUAGGGGCUCAAUAAAAUCCUUUCUACAUUCUUUUGUGGUCUGUCAUUUAUUUUUCCAAAGAAAAAUUAGACCUUUUAAAUGUUAUUUUGUUUUUUUCCUACUAUUCAUUGCUUUUGAGAAGAGCUAUUAUUAUUCUUUUCUUUUUUUUUUGCCACUUAUGCCUUUUAAAUAAUUAAAUGAAAAAAAAAUUAAGUGCUAAUUAAGACUUAAAUAUAAACGUAAAAUAACUAUUAUUUAAUACAUGGAUAAUAACUUGCAUGAACACCAAAAGUGUUUUUAGAUAAAUGUGUAUUAUCUGUACUGCUUUCAAUCUCUUUACCCCUGUAGUUAAUAGUUAUACUAAAGUAUUUUAGUACUUCACUUGAAGUAUUCCACUUUGACAAACUCCCAGAUGCCUUCAUGACCCCUCUAUGGACAGAUGCACGCUGGGUACUGUAGUUUCCUAGCCAACACCACGGAAGUCACUUAUUGCUACAAAACUACAACUCCCAUCAUGCACUGCACAUUUUCUUCCUCCUUUCCUUCCUUCCUGCAGCCUCGGCCCUUCUCCCUUGAAAAAGGAAGAUGAGAAGCCGCAGCAGCUGCCCGACACCGAACCGAACCGGACUUCUAGUGGCAUGUCGUCAGGGCGGCUGCUGACAGAGCGGAGGCCGAGCCCAGUUCCCGUUUCCCGCCCCUGAGUAGUGCGAGCGCCGCUGGAGCGGCGGGGCUCCGCAGCCUGGAGGAGCGGCGGGUGGAGCUGCAGCCUGCCGGGCCGAACCGAGAGCCACGCCGAGCCCAACGGAGCCGCUGUCGUCCGCGCUCUCCCAACGAUGCACAACGACCCACAGGACUGAAGCCUCGACGGAACCCCAUCCUGAAAGCAGACCGGAUCCCUCCCUGCCCCCCUCCUCCAGCUUCCCUGCAGGUGGCAGCAUGGAGCGCUCUGGCAGCAUCCAGCUGGACAUCCCAGACUUCAGCAACUCGGUCCUGACUCACCUGAACCAGCUGCGAGUUCAGGGGCGUCUGUGCGACAUCGUGGUCAACGUCCAGGGUCAGAGCUUCCGCGCACACAAGGUAGUCCUGGCUGCCAGCUCGCCAUACUUCCGUGACCACAUGUCCUUGAGCCAGAUGAGCACCGUGUCGCUGACAGUGAUCCGCAACCCGUCGGUGUUCGAGCAGCUGCUGUCCUUCUGCUACACCGGCCGGCUGUGCCUGCAGCUCGCAGACAUCAUCAGCUACCUGACGGCCGCCAGCUUCCUUCAGAUGCAGCACAUCAUCGACCGCUGCACCCAGAUCCUGGAGGGGAUCCACCUGAAGAUCAACCUGGCUGAUCUGGAUGACGAGUCCAGAGGAGAGGAGGUCGUGCGGGGUUCUAGGAGGUCCACUGAAACUGUGGUCCGUGGAGGGGGGCAUCAUGGAGGUCUACGUCUGCUGGGGUCGCGGGGGGGAGUGGAGGCGAGUGAGGCGGGCAGUCCAACGGAGGAGCAGCUCAGCCCUCCACCAACUGUGGAGCAUAGCGGACUGGAAGGGCCCAGAGCGUCCAGCAGGGUGGCCAAGGAGCCCAUCCUGCGCAUCAACCGGGCGGGGCAGUGGUAUGUGGAGACGAGCAGUGAGCCAGAGCGGGCCGGCAGCGCGGAAGAGGGCGGGGACAGAGUCAGGAUCAAGACGGAGAGGAUGGAGGAGUGGAUCGGGGCGGGAGAGCACCAGGAGGACGGGGUGCAGAUGGAGGAAGGGGCCACCGUGAUGAUCGACUCCUCCGGACGCAGCACGCUGGUCACAGGGCCGCUGGGAGCUCUGGGGGCCCGGAGUGCACAGCCGUCUUCCAGCUUCAGCGAGACGGACAGGUUCAGCCCGACAGGCAGCGUGGUCGUCCUGACGGAGCGCCAGAGAGCAAAGAGCGAGUCUCCCAGCAGAGCAGACGAGUUGCGGCAGCCCAGCUCUCAGGGGGAGGAGCAUGCAACGUUCGAUAUGGGCGGCUAUGAGGAGUACCUGAGGGAGCAGGUAGGAGACCGCUGGUACCGCUACAACCCUCGACUCACCUGCAUCUACUGUUGCAAGUCCUUCAACCAAAAAGGCAGCCUCGACCGCCACAUGCGUCUGCACAUGGGCAUCACGCCGUUCGUCUGCCGCAUCUGUGGCAAAAAGUACACCCGCAAGGACCAGCUGGAGUACCACAUCCGCAAGCACACGGGCAACAAGCCCUUCCAUUGCCACGUCUGCGGGAAAAGCUUCCCCUUCCAGGCCAUCCUCAACCAACACUUCCGCAAGAACCACCCAGGCUGCGCCCCCCAGGAGGCCCACAGUGCCUCCCCCGAGACCACCACCGCCUCCGUCACGUCGAGGGGAGGUCCGAGCGACGAGGCCUCCCCAAGCCAAGAGGAGCCAGAAGGCGGCGGUGGAGGAGGAGGAGGGAGCAGCAGCGGCGGAGGGCAGUACGGGGACGGCCCCCAAGCCUCUGUGUCCACCACGGGGCCUGACUGAUCCCCGCGAAUGGAUGGGGUGGAUGGUGACAGACCAGGAGGGGGUCAUCCAGAACUGGAUGCAGAACCCCCGAAAGUCAACUGAGCCCUUAAAAGAGUCCAAACUGAGAUUUUGUUCCCGCUUUAAACCGUAUCUACCUUCACCAAGCGAACCGGACAGAUUAAGCUAAGAUGAAGAAAUGCCACACACGUCUACAACCUCAUGCACCACACAGUUCCGUGGUUCUCCUCUGCCUCCGUCUUAUUUAUGCCACACAGUUCUGCUUUUUUGUACUCAGCAGCCUCACGGUGCAACACCCACACGGUUUGCCAAACAGUCCAGUGCCAGUGGAACAGCUCAACCCGCGGUAAUUGCCUUGAGACAAUCCAGAGCCGUCAGGUCAACGACACCUCUACCCCUCACGCUCUUUAAGUGCCACAUCGGACAUUUUGUCGCACAAAAACGUCCAGGAGACCGUGCAGCUGCAAGAGCUCCGAUGUGAUCGAUCUCACAUUUCAAGAAAAGGUUUUUCACUAACCUUGCACAGAUAUACCUCAUUCAGUUACAUUUACCUUUCCUAAUAUUUCACUCAGAGCCGUUACGUUUUACCUGUCCAAAAGACCAUUAACUUGAUUUCUAAUUUCUUUUUUUAAUGACAUAUCUUUGGUUUGAAAUGAAAUUUGGUCCAAAAACUUUUCUUUUUAUUAGCAAUUGUUUUCAAAUGCAAAUAAUUUAGAAAUGACAUACAGAAAUUUUGACCUCUAUUAGUGUUUUUUAACACCUUAUGGAUGUUCAAAGACAUGAUAACUUGUCUCUUUUGCAUCUAACAUCAGCAUUAAAGCCAGAUUCUUUGAGCAUUGUAGGUUUUGAACUUGUGGUUAAAUCAAACUGGAUAAUUUGACUAAACAAAUUCACAGCAGGACGUCCAAAAACCUCAGAUAAGCUACACACAGCUCAGUUACCUCUGAUCACUACGCAAUACAGCUGCUGCACGGCGCCACCACGGAGCAUUUCUGUUCACGCACUCCAGGGUUUCUGUCAAAACCAAACCAACACUUUUUUUUUUCCAUGUGUGUGACACAAUACUGAAUCUCUCUUUAUUUUUGGGUUAGGGAGCUUAAAGCAGUUCCUGUCUCUGUUAGUUAUGUAGUAAACCUGCUGCACUCGGAUGCUUCUCUCUCCAGAUUUCCCUGAAAAUCUGCUCUAACAAUCUGAAAAACAUGUGUUUUAACGACUUCCUUAGUCUAAAUUUACUCACAUCUUUUGUACAAAUUUACCAUAUUUAGUGCUAAGGAGGUGGCCCUAAUGCUAUGGUCACAAGUACAAUCGCUGCCGCAGGAUGGGGAGGCACUGGACUGGCAUUGUGUGGCAUGGAAAUGUGCACGGUCUGCCACUGAGCGAUGUCAACUUUUCGAGAAAAAUCGUCUGGUCUCCACCAUCCUGACAGGUUUCUUUAAAAAAACGUUUAUGUAACUAUAACAUUUGCUUUUAUUAAGUGACUAAUUACCUUUUUGAAUCACCCCUAUUAUCUCUUAAAGUAAAUUGUAUUUCUAGUCAUUUAUUUGCUCAUUUACAGUUUAGUCUGCUCAAUUUUUAUUAUUUAAUUUUGACAAUUUAGUUGCCAUAAAAUAACUCAAAAAUGAAUACAAUAUUUUUUUAAUCCAUGAAUUACUCCUUCUAACUAAAAACUUUAUGAAUGAUGCGUUAUAAGUUUGAACACAGAUAAGUUGAAUUGUGAGGAUGAGUAGAGUGCAGCAGCUUUAAAACCUAACAGAUGACAGUAGAACUGAGUUCACACACAGAAAGCAUCAGGGCGGGACUCAGACCCUGUCGGACCGGAUGGAUGUAGUGGCCAAGCCAUGAAGCUGGACAUUUAAACGAAAAAGAGAAAUAAAACGGAGGAUUAAAGGCCUCAAGUUCUCCUGCUUGUGGCCAAAAGCAGGUCGUACCAUCUGUCAAUCAAAGGGGGGAGAAUGGCACGGCCAUAAUCACUUCAGCACUUAACAGGAAAAUAAUAACUGGGUUGCAAAGUUUUUAUCAAAGCAGAACUAUAAAGAAAUUGAACCAUAGUAUCAGACAAACUUUGAUACCUGCAUAUGGAAAAAUGUAUCCUUUCAAAAUGAUGAACUGAAUUCCUAUGUUCUGAUUUAGCAGGCAGCACACGAAUGGCCAAUUACUGUUUUCUACAGGACUGUGAAGCCGAUUCUCAGUGGACGGUAAACGUUUUUUUAUGCAAGCGAAGCCAGCGGCUCUGCUCCUCGCUUCGAGUGACUCCUCACGGCGGGAGCCGCCGCGACGCUCACUCUUUCAGGCUUAACCAGGAACUAUCAGGUAUAUAGACUCUUCCUCGAUUCCCUCAAGUGGACGUUUCCCUGCCGCUUCGUAGCAGAACGUUAACGGAUAACCUCAGUGCGGUUUGCACGCUGCAACACAGAACUGACCUACAAAUGAACAAAUGAGAAGAUAUGGUGAGAUGAUCGUAGGGUUUUCAGUGACAGAAAUAACAUCAGUCGGGGCUGGGCAAUAUGACAACGGAGGUUUGGGUUGAUUCUGAUUCAUCUUAUUUCACUUCUUUAAUUAAAAAAGGUGUGUUGUUACCUUUUUAAAGCACACUACCGACCUCUUUUAGGUUUUUUUUAGUUUUCUAAGUAUUCAGAUAAAUAAAAACAAUAGAAAAAAGCAGUUUAAGGACUACUAAAACAAAAAAAUCACAAAUGUUUGAUCAAAUUCUCACAUACUUGGGCUUCUAAUGUCUGGCAGAACUUUUUUCUUGUGGUUUUGCCUGAGAUGUGAGCGCGUUCACUCCUUCAUUCUAAGUACAACUCCUCUGCUUUAAAUGUGGUUUUCCAUCAACUCAAGAACUGCUGGGAUCACCGUGCUGCUGCUGGAUCUGUGUAUUCCUCUGAGAACCUCCCAGAAGUUCCAACAAAGAGUUGGAAGUCCUCACCAGAAGGAACAUUGUUCCUAUUACCUCUGGAAAAAAUAAUCUAAAAAAAUAAAAAAGCAAAAAUUAAAAACCAAACCUCGUUGAUUGUGGCUCAGGCUUAGAUAAAAGGAAUAUUCCCUCAAAAGCAUGUUGCCCAGCCCUUGACACAAUAAUUAAAAUAGUUGGUUUUCUUCCUCUGAAACUCCUGGAACUAAGAGAUUAUACUUUUUUUUAUAUAAAUAUAUAUAUAUAUAAGAGUGUGUUUUCACAAAUGCUACGCUUUAUGUUCCGUUUCAUGUUGUCACGAGUUACUUUAUCCUUCCUGCUUUGAGUUGGAACGACACGAUCAGGACUUUCAUGUAACGUCAGGUAUAAGCUGAGCCGCUCCGGUCCGGAUCUGCUCAAGGAAUCCAUAGGGAGAAUAAUCAGAUCAUGCAUUUUUGAACUCAUGUUUUUUUAUUUACACAAAUGUCAGAAUAUCUUCUUAAAAGAUCUGAAAAAUCUGACUUUGUCCUGUACUCCUGGAUCAUCGGUCGGUGCUCUGAUGGUCCAUGAGCAGGUUGGUCGAAAAGUUAGUUUUCAGAAAUAUAAGGAAGAAGUUGUUAGAAGCAGAAAUCUUUAAAAAUAAUUAUUUCCUCCCAUGUAACGGAGAGUAUCCUUACCUCCUUACACAGUAAAUUAUCUUUAUUUUUUUCAGAGAGACUGAAAAAGACAACAACUAGAUGAUCGUUGACAGCACUAGAUUAGUUAACAGAACUAAAUGUAAAGCUGUCAUCCAGACUGCAGCAGAAACAUAACCACACACCUCUGCAUCUGUUGAUUUCUGACAUUUACUUAUUAAGAAGCAUAUAAGGAAAUACGGUGUGCGUGAAUGUUGUGUUUCCAAUCCACAGGAAAAAAAACAUGAGUUUUUUAUGUAAUUUCAAAAAUAUCCUCCAAAUCUGACUAUUGUAAGGAUUCCUCUUUUUCCGUUUAUCCUUUUCAUUGUCAAACUGUGAAAAACAGCCAAACCUCAUCAUCAUCAUCACUGUCUUACUCCUUCCUCGUUGCUUUUUGGACUUAUUGAGCCGGUUCAGGCUCUACUUUGCUUUGCUACAAAGAUAUUUGCUUUUGUUUAACAUUUUACGCAGUCGAUCCGCUGUUUAGCGUAAAUAAUAUCUUGAAACGUAUGAUAACACAACAUGCCUGACUAUAAGUCCAGUUAUUUUGAAAUAUUCAAUAAGGUUUGUGGUUUAUUCCUCAAAGUAUAUCUUAAUAUAUCAAAGCAGAUAAUUAAUCAGAGAAAAGCUGAGUUUAGUAAAUUAACUUUUAAUAAUGUAAGCGUCUCUUUGAAAGGAGGUACUUAAGAAGAAAUGUAGUAGAUGAACCUGAGAGGUUUUAUGUGAAGAUUUUUUUUUAAUUUUUUUUUCUUUUUUUUUAUGUUGCAUGUCUCUGUUGUCAAUGAUGUUGGUGGGGGGAAGUGCGGAGGGUGGGAGGUCAAUUAGAUUAGAAAAAUGUGAAGAAGCUUCCUUUUUAUUAUGACCACUAGAUCACUCACAGGUUGCAUCUCCUUCAAAGGAAAUAAAGCACUUUAAGUGUAAAACAGCA